GUUCUCAGUGAAACAACGCUGCAGAGAGAUGAAAAUCAGUAUUUAAUUGGCAUUCAAAAAAUUACUGAAAAAGAAGCUAUCACAACAAGCACAAGUGUUAUUACAAGUUGCAGAUCAGACAACUAAUGAUGUGAGUGGACUUCAUGCUAAACUUGAGCGAAAACAAAUGGUGGAAAACUAAUGAAGAACGAUGUCAAGAUUUUAGAAUGAUGUAUCAAAAACAGUUUGCUAAAUUGGAAGAUAUGGUUUCAAAUGCUGAAAAGGAACAAAUUGAAAAUCUUCAAAGUAUUAAAGAGGAUUUAGAUAUUGCUAUACAUGGUUUCCAAGAGUAUCAGCAACAAUCAGUUAAAUGUUUAACUGAUUUGCUUGAUUAUCAUAAGAUUAAUAUGAGUAAUCUAUCAUCACACAUGAAAGCUGAAGCAGCAAAUGAUAUGCAGUGGGGUGAUUGCUUGCUUGAAAAAAUAAAAUGUAAAAAGGAUUCAAAUAUAUCUCAUAAACACAUGUUUUUAUCUGAGGAAUUCCCAAUAUUGCUCAAUCAAUUAAAUGCAGUUAACACUGAAAUGAGAGACUGCUUUCAAAAUGCCUACUCUAAUAUACAUCAAAAGAUAGAAAAACAGAAAGGUGCACUUAUUUGUAAAGCUGCAGAAAAAAAAGAUUUUUUGAAUAAUAUAAAGAAAAAUCUGAAGACAUUUUAUGAGCAUCAUGAGCAGUUGCUUAAAGAAUUCCAGCAGCAGACACAAUUUAUUUCGACUACUCAAACUAAUCUGCAAGAGGAUUUCUCAAAGAAAUUGAAUGAGCUGCAAGAAAUCAUGUCAUCCCUUCAGACUUACAGCAAAUGUCAAAAAGAAACGAAUAAAUGUAUUUUUGAGCUCGAAGGAACUUGUUUUAAAAUAAAGGAUAAUAUAGAAGUCUUAAAAGACAUUGAAAGGCCUAUGGAAAUGUUAAUACCCUCAUCAGAAGAAACUGAAAAAGAGAAGGCUAUUUUAGAUGAUAUAUUAAGUACAAUAAAUGUAAAAGAGUUUGUUACAAGAAAUGAAAGCAUAUUUGAAAGUGGGCAGAAUAUAAAAUCUUCAGUUUGCAAUCUUAUGGAGCAAAAUACAAAGGCAGAAGAGGAAAAUUUUACAGAAAUUAAAACUGCAUUUGGAAAUCAUUCAUUUUUUGUUUCUCAAAAUCAGCAAACAGCAGGAGACAUUUUUAAAGAUAUUGAAACAUCUUUGCUAAAUAAAGUCAGAAAUGAUAGCUCUCUACUUCAAAAACGCAGUGAAGUAUUGCAGACCGUUACUCUGAAAUCAACAAAUACUGUUAAUGAGUCUGAAAAGGCUAUUAACGAAGCAGCAGCAAAACUUAAAAAUGAAAUAUUUAAAAGAGAUCUUGAAUUUGAGAAAUUCAUUGCAGAAGACUUAGUUAAAGAUGUUUCUACAGGAACAACACCUGUGCGAAAAACAUAUGUUUAUCCAAAGAUGCUUGUUGCAACAUCUCCUCAUGACCGCAUACUACAGAGGUUUCACGCACAAUUGGCGGCUGACACCGCAGUUGCAGUAAACUUGCCUUUAGAUUCAAGUUUAAAUGAAAGUGAAGAGCUGAAAAACACAGAUAAUGAUGUAAGUCCUGAAGUUACAAACCUGAAUUCAUCUGUAAGUGAAGAUUCUAGCUGCGAAACUGACUCUUCAGUUGCCUCUUCUGUAUCAGACGCCAGUGUAGAUAGAAGUAAAAACAAAGAAAACUGUUAUUUAUCCAAGAAGAAAUCUCGCCUUCCCAAGCGAAUUCCAAAGAAAAAGGUUUUUGCAAAACCUGCACCAAUCUCAGGACGAAAACCUUUAGUUUCAUCAAACACCGAAAAAAUUCCAAUUGCUGAAGUAUAAAAGAUAUAUAUUGACUAAAUCGUGGACUGGUUUUUGUGAGGUUGCUAUUAUUUUUGUAACUGCUGCACAAUUUCAUUUUAUCAAAUUUUUAAAAGGCUGAAAAAAUGUAUAUAUUUUUUUCUAUUUAAUAUUCAUCAAUGUGUCAAGUAUUAAAACUUAAGAUUUGUUAAUACUUUUGUAAGGAUGAGCAUAUAAAUAAAAUAUUUUAUUUAA
Molecule: messenger RNA, 2075 nt
Organism: Stegodyphus dumicola
Lineage: Eukaryota; Metazoa; Arthropoda; Arachnida; Araneae; Eresidae
Product: kinesin-like protein KIF11
Biological process (GO): microtubule-based movement; spindle elongation; mitotic spindle assembly
Cellular component (GO): spindle microtubule; nucleus; mitotic spindle
Molecular function (GO): plus-end-directed microtubule motor activity; microtubule binding; ATP binding
Source: RefSeq, a predicted model, not a curated record